This is a messenger RNA of Oncorhynchus kisutch (coho salmon), 2858 nucleotides long. Its product is annotated as serotonin N-acetyltransferase-like. The transcript is spliced from 3 exons. Gene Ontology annotation, molecular function: aralkylamine N-acetyltransferase activity. Gene Ontology annotation, biological process: response to light stimulus; circadian rhythm. The record is from RefSeq and is a predicted model, not a curated record. Gene Ontology annotation, cellular component: cytoplasm. Lineage: Eukaryota; Metazoa; Chordata; Actinopteri; Salmoniformes; Salmonidae. Bases 304 to 930 code for a protein of 208 amino acids.
GACAGGUACUAUUCUACUGGUGAGGAGAAAGACUAGUCAGUUGACAGAGACAGACAGGCAGAUAGAAAGCACAGAGCAAGAUAACCUCAGAUGUGUUUUUAGUGUUUGAUUCAAAAGACUAUUAUCAUCAUCAAACCACUCUGGAACAACAAAAAAAACGGUCAAGAGGAAACCAACAUCUAACCAAGAAAAUAUCUACAGUAGUUUCUACAACAGAAGACUGGAAAGAGAGCUGCUAUACUUGUAAAGACAGUACAGAGAGUGUUUCAUCGUUAUUAUUCACCAGCCCAGUAACUGACCAUCAUGACACAUCAGGUCAGCCGCUCUCCAUUCCUCAAGCCCUUCUACACCAGGACCCCGGUUGGUGGAGUCAUUCCGCGAACCCAGAGACGCCACACGCUCCCCGCCAGUGAGUUCAGGAACCUGACCCCACAGGACGCCAUCAGCGUGUUCGAGAUCGAGAGAGAAGCAUUCGUCUCUGUGUCUGGUGAGUGUCCACUCACUCUUGACGAGGUGCUGAACUUCCUAAGUCAGUGUCCGGAGCUCUCCUUGGGCUGGUUUGAAGAGGGCCAGCUGGUGGCGUUCAUCAUCGGCUCAGGCUGGGGCAAAGAGAGACUGGAGCAGGAGGCCAUGACCCAGCAUAUCCCAGAAACCUCGGCAGUGCACAUCCAUGUGCUGUCUGUACACCGCCACGCUCGCCAGCAGGGUAAAGGUUCCAUCCUGCUGUGGCGCUACCUGCAGUACCUGCGAUGUGUGCCAGGCCUCCGGAGGGCCCUGCUGGUCUGUGAGGAGUUCCUGGUGCCCUUCUACCAGAAGGCAGGCUUCAAGGAAAAGGGGCCUUCUGCCAUCACCGUGCCCAACCUCACCUUCCAGGAGAUGGAGUACCAUAUCGGCGGAGCGGCCUACGCACGGCGGAACAGCGGCUGCUAGUCACUGCUGGCCGUCACCACCCCGCUCAUAAUCACAUCAACCCUAGCACUGGAACUCAUCCACCAUGUAAACAUAGACUCUGGUCAUCACAGGUGACCGUCCAGACCACACUACAGCAGACAGACAGAUCCAAGCACCAACCUGGUCUCAGAGCAUUUCAUAAUAUUCUGUACGUAAAUUCGAGACACUCCAUUUAGUAUGAUAGGUUACAUUUGGUGUGGUUACAUAAGACAGAUGGUUACUUAAGGAGGGUGGGCAUGUAAAACGAACAUCUAGCAAAGAUUGCGAGUUCAAAUCUCCUCACGGACAACUUUAGCAACUUUUCAAUGACUUACUACUUUUUAGCUACUUUGCAGCUACUUAGCAUGCUAUCCAAAACUUCCCCUAAGCCUAACCUUAACCCUUUAAGCAAACCCUUCACGUUUAGCUAACCUUUCACGUAACUCUAACCUUAAACCUUUUAGCUAAUCUUCCCCUAAACCUAACCCUAACCUUAACACUUUAACUUAACUCAUAAACUUAACCCUAUCCCCUAACCUAGCUAAUGUUAGCGAGCUAGCUAACAUUAGCCACCUAGCUAGAAUUAGAAUAUUACACGUUAUGUAAAAUCCUAAUAUAUUGUAUGUUUUGCAAAUUCUGAACAUAUAAUAUGAAUUGUAAUUCGUAAUAUCAUACGAAAUGGGUGAUGGACAUCUACCUAUCAACACAUACCAUACCAAACGUAACAUAUCAUACUAAAUGGAUUAUCUCAGAUUUACAUACAGAAUCAUAUGAAAUGCUGUGAGACCAGGUUGCAACCACAGGUGCUCCGUGAGAGAAGGCACUGCCCCAUCAAUCUCAGCUGGAGCACCAGCAGGCUCCGAGACACCAUCUUUCAGUGCCUCACAGACAGCAUCCCGACCCCCUGCAACCUAGAGAGGGGACAUGCACCAUCACAUGAAGGGGACAAGAAUGUGUUUUCUUAGAAAACAGCAACAGAAAGAAAAACAAAUUGUUCGUGAUAGAAGACAGAAUCAGAAUAUGUUUGAGAUGCAAUGUCGAGUUUCUGCAUACUUUGUGUAUACGUCAUUGAAUUAUCAAAGUUCGAAUUUUGCAGUCUCAACAUUCUUCAUUGUAAUUAUGCUUCGUUUUGAGAGUAUUUAAAUUAAAUGUUCCUUGCCACAAAUCGUACUUUGUAGUACUAUUCUUGUUUGAGGUUUGUAUUACUACUAAUACUACUAUUAAUACUACUAAUACUACUAUACUAUUAGUACUACUAAUACUACUAUUGUUAUUGAGAUACUAACUCUACUAUUGUUAUUGAGAUACUGUUACUGAGAUACUACUAUUAUUGAGUUCUCUGAGUGUGAUGUAAAUAGCAUUUUAUUUUUCUAAACCCUAUUAGUCCUCUGGUGUGUUGAACUCUUUUCGUAUUAACACUAUGAUGUACUAAGGCAACAAAGGGAAACGAUGCCACUGAUUUUAUAGCUCCUCAUACUCCCUUUAACAUUGACAUACAUCACGAAAACAGUGGUGCCUUCAACAAAGCUGAUUGUUAGCGAACGGUAACUAAUGUUCACGUCUGAAAGUAAAGGGCAGCAUCAGUCACCACAGAAAAUCAGACAGACUUCACAGACGGAUUUCUUUUCUCGUUUUUUUUUACUGUUGUAUUCCGUUACAUAUGAGUAGAUAGGUAGCUAAAACACUACCUUGUUUCAAUCAAUCAUUACUUCUUAAGAAGCAACAAACAAAUAAAAGGAUAGCAUUCAAGUGCUCAACGUAUUGUAACAAAAAUAUGGCAGUAGUUGGUACAUUUAUCAGCAAGGCACCAAAGGUAUUAAUGUCUGAUUUGUUUGUCCCUGGUUGUUUUGAGAGGUUGCCUGAAUAAUUACAAAACCUACUCCUGGAUUGUGAGUGUUAAAAACAUGAAAAUAAACAUUUAAAAAAUA